Molecule: messenger RNA, 1380 nt
Organism: Symbiodinium sp. CCMP2456
Lineage: Eukaryota; Dinophyceae; Suessiales; Symbiodiniaceae
Source: the annotation of a GenBank genome assembly
AUGGCCUUGUCCCGCGCCGCCGAAUCAUUGGAAACGCUUGAGGCCCUGGAAGACCCCUUGAGCUCUUUCCAAGUGCCUGAAGCACUCUGCAACGCACUGACCAGCACUGGGGUCAGCAGCGUCCCCGACUUUGCCUUUGCUUACAACGACACAGCUGAGCUGAACCGCUUCUGCACAGCACCCUACGAACAGCUCUGGCAGGACCUUCAAGUGGACGCCCCGGCACAUAGCCCGGCCAUGGCGCGCCUGCGCCCCAUGUCAGCAGCCGCCGACAGCCAGCACACAACGGUGGAUACAAGCCCUGCCUCCGCACUGCCCCUCAACUCCUGGGCGGAGCACGCGCCUGGCCUCGACCAGGCAACAAUCGCUCAGCUCACCGCGGAUUUCAAAUCCAACUAUCCAGGAAAACACCUGGAUGGCGAUGCAAUGCCCAGCGUUCGCCUGCUUAGCAUUGUGCACAAGUGGUUUGCUCCAGGCAGCGCCAUCACGUGGGUGCCCUGGCAGCUAAGGCUCUCGCAGAAACAGUACCAAGAGAUCAUCGAGAGCAAAGCAACAAAAACGCUUCGCACUGAAGCACAGUUUUUAAGCACAGCCCUGUUUGACGAAACGCCAGAGAUGCCAGUCGAUCACCUGCGCCUGAGCUCCGCGUGGCUCGGCCGGACACAAACUGUGUUCCGCAAUGCGAUCGCCAUCUGCAAAGGAGCACACCUGGCACGGUUGAAAGCUUUCGACAAAAAGAUCCUCGAUUUGGCGACGCACUCGCCCACCGAUGCCUCGCUCCGCACCGUCACGACAGCUGAACUGGUCUCUGCGGACCGUCGCAUCUGGCAAGAGCUCGCACUGCUCCAAAGCCAGGGCUGGACCUUGGACGAUGCCCUGCAUGAGCUUACCACGGAGGGCAAAGAAAAGCCCAACAAAGGCGCAGGCAAAGGCGGCAAAGCACAGGGCACUUCACCAGGCAAGCGUCGCGAGCCCGGCGCUGGCACUGCAACGGAGGUCAAAACCGCCGACCUCAUUAAGGGCGCGGGGUGCGGCAUGGCAGCAGCCUUCGUGGAGCUGCGCAAAGCCUUGUGCGCGCGGGAGGCACAAACCUGUCCCUCGGACGCGGCCCCUCCGACGCCUUCUUGGGAGGAGGCCCUUCUUCAGGGCUUCCGCAGAGGCCUCGACAGACUGCGGUCAGAGUACGAGGCCUUCAAGCAGGAGAUCACCCGUCGCGUCAGCUCAUUGCACUAUGCUGUUUCUCGACAAGGUGAUCUGAACGACCAAGUUUGGGGAAGACUACGGGCCAUCAACCGCCGUCUCGAUGCCCUUGAGAACGAGCUCAUGCGUGUGCAUCAGGACAUCAACCAGAUCCUCGGGCACCUGGUGGGCGACAGAUGA